GGGUACGUGACCACCAUACUGGAAGACGCCAAGAUUUACUCCAGCCACGCCAAGAAGUCCAGCGUGGACGCGGACGACGUGAGGUUGGCCAUCCAGUGCCGCACAGAUCAGUCCUUCACCUCCCCACCCCCCAGAGAUUUCCUGUUGGACAUUGCACGGCAGAAGAACCAGACGCCGUUGCCGCUGAUCAAGCCGUAUUCCGGCCCCCGGCUCCCACCCGACAGGUACUGCCUGACAGCUCCCAACUACAGGCUCAAGUCCCUGCAGAAGAAGGUCUCCUCCUCUGCAGGAAGAAUCACCGUCCCUCGCCUGAGCGUGGGUGCUGUGAGCAGCAGGCCCAGUACUCCCACUUUAGGGACACCUUCAGCACAAACAGUGUCUGUCUCAGCGAAGGUCGGCACGCCGGUGUCGCUGACGGGCCAGAGGUUCACCGUGCAGAUCCCUUCUUCCCAGGCAGCCGUCAAGUCAGCCACACCAACUACUCCAACAGUUCAGAAUGUUCUGAUUAAUCCUUCGUUAAUUGGCCCAAAGAACAUCCUUAUCACUACAAAUAUGGUGUCGUCGCAGAACACAUCCAGUGAGUCAAACCCCCUGAAGAGGAAGCACGAGGAUGACGACGACUACGAUAAUUUGUGAAGAGCCUUGUCCGAUCCCCUUCCAUUCCUCAGAGAUUCCUUGAGUCUGCCAGGGGCUUUGCCCGGAGUACUGUGUGA
This is a messenger RNA of Tauraco erythrolophus (red-crested turaco), 713 nucleotides long. The record is from RefSeq and is a predicted model, not a curated record. NCBI's taxonomy places the organism in Eukaryota, Metazoa, Chordata, Aves, Musophagiformes, Musophagidae.